This is a messenger RNA of Closterium sp. NIES-65, 1302 nucleotides long. Lineage: Eukaryota; Viridiplantae; Streptophyta; Zygnematophyceae; Desmidiales; Closteriaceae. The record is from the annotation of a GenBank genome assembly.
AUGGCUCCCGGGACCUUCCGUUCCGCAGCGGCGUCCGCCGUUCAUUCCGGCGGAAGCUUCGGGGGAAACGACUCGCACGCGCAGCAGCACGCGGAUCCCGGCGGAAGCCGCAAUGCGCAGACGAGCGGGGGGGGAGUGGCGGAGAAGUACGGGCUGCUGGCGGCGGUGAUUGCGGCGCGCGGCGGGUGCGCGGUGCUGGACGGCGGGCUGGCGACGGAGCUGGAGCUGCGCGGCGCGGACCUCAACGACCCGCUGUGGUCCGCCAAGUGCCUCAUGGAAGAGGAAGCUUCUAGCCUCGUUCGCAAGGUUCAUCUGGACUACUACCGCGCGGGCGCCGACAUUUCCAUCUCCGCGUCGUACCAGGCAACCAUAGAGGGCUUCACGGCGCGCGGGCUGUCGGAGGGGCAGGCGGAGGCUCUUCUAGCGCGCAGCGUGCAGCUGGUGGGGGAGGCGCGGGACCGCUUCUGGGCGCAGCACUGCGCGGAGGCGGAGCGGAGGGGGGAGCGGGUGGAGCGCACGGAGGGCGGCGUUGAGCGCGUGGCGGGGCGCGUGAAGCCGCUGGUGGCGGCGUCCGUCGGCAGCUACGGCGCGUUCCUCGCGGACGGCUCCGAGUACAGUGGCGACUACGGUGCGGACAUGACAGUGGAGCGACUCAUGGCCUUCCACCGCCGCCGACUGCAGGUGCUGGCAGCAGCGGGGCCGGACAUAAUCGCCAUGGAGACCAUUCCAUGCCUAAUCGAGGCUCAGGCCCUGGUGCAGCUGCUAGAGGAGCAGGCUGCCACGGGCACAGCAGCAGUGCCGGCGUGGAUCAGCUUCAACAGCAAGGACGGCUGCACGGCGCCGUCAGGAGACCUCUUCUCUGCCUGCAUCGCCACCGCCGCUGCCAGCCCGCACGUGGUGGCCGUGGGGAUCAACUGCACACCGCCCCGCUUCAUCCUGCCACUGCUGCAUGCCGCUCGGAAGGAGACAUCGAAGCCACUGGUGGUGUACCCCAACAGUGGGGAGGCGUGGGACGGCAUCAACAAGGAAUGGGUGCACUUUAUCGCCCCUGUUUCUUGCCACAUGUCUCACUCCGUGCAGCCAUGCAGUGGGCUGAGCGACGAUGGCUUUGUGUCGUACGCCCCUGAGUGGGUGAGCGCUGGGGCGGCAGUGCUGGGCGGUUGCUGCCGCACCACACCACACACCAUCUUCAGCAUUGCCGAAUGCAUUCACUGCCGUGGAGAGAAAGGGGUGUGGGGGAAGAGAGUGGGGCCUAUCGUAGUUCGCACAGACACAGAAGUAGACGCAGCUGUUGCGAUAUGA